AUGGUACGAAACUUUUUUCAUGCUAAUUACGACGACUACGAAACAUUGGUAUUGAUCAAUUGCAAACGCAAAUGCAGUUUCUUCGCUUGCACCUUUGUGUGUUUUACCGAAUUGACUAUUAUAUCUUACAUUUUUACUCCGCUUAUUGGGAAUCUGGGAAAGAACGAGACUGAAAGGUUGCUGCCGUUUAAAAUGUGGGUUAAUCUGCCCAUGCAAAAGACGCCAUAUUUUGAAAUCGGAUAUAUCGCACAGACAAAUAUUACAGUAAAUCUGAUGCCACGUUUCGUUUUAAACUAUCGUUUCCAGACGAUUUCUUUCAUGAAAGAUGUAUUUUUACAGACUCUAAGCUUGUGCACUAUUGGAUUCGCAUAUCUUUGCAUAGACAAUAUGCUAUGCAUCAUAAAUCUUCACCUCGCUGGACAAUUCCGAAUACUGCAAUAUAGAUUAUCCGACAAAUAUACUGCACAGGAUCAAAACAAUGUCGAUCAGGAAUCGAAAAACUUUUUGUACCUCGCGAAUAAUGCUUCUGACGUCUUUAAAAGUUACAUUCGACAGCAUCAGUCGCUCAUGGAGUAUUGCGAUGAAGUUGAAGCAGUAUUCAGCAUUGUUCUACUCAUACAAGUGUUGACUUUCAGUAUGUUGAUUUGUUUGGAUGGCUACCUAAUACUUGUGGCAGAAAUGGCUCAGAGGAAAGUUAUGUUUAUUUGCCACUUCGCGGCUACUGUUUGUCAGUUAGUGAUGUUUUCGUACGGUUGUGACUGCAUCAUUCGUGAAAGCACGAAAUUGGCCACAGCAGCGUAUUCAGGACCCUGGUUGCAAUUACCUCCGACUAAAAGUGUGAGGGAGGUGAAGAAAGAUUUGAUAAUGCUCAUCAUGAGGUCUAAUAUACCUUGCUAUCUUACGGGCAGCGGAUUCUUUAUAGCGUCUUUGGAAACGUGCACUAAGGUGCUAACUACUGCGGCAUCAUACUUCACACUGCUACAAGAGACGCAAAAUAAUAUCAGUGCAUAG
Megachile rotundata (alfalfa leafcutting bee) is the source of this 1011-nucleotide messenger RNA. RefSeq names its product odorant receptor 10-like. The record is from RefSeq and is a predicted model, not a curated record. Lineage: Eukaryota; Metazoa; Arthropoda; Insecta; Hymenoptera; Megachilidae.